Penicillium nucicola is the source of this 1395-nucleotide messenger RNA. RefSeq names its product kynureninase. The record is from RefSeq and is a predicted model, not a curated record. NCBI's taxonomy places the organism in Eukaryota, Fungi, Ascomycota, Eurotiomycetes, Eurotiales, Aspergillaceae. The transcript is spliced from 4 exons. Gene Ontology annotation, cellular component: cytoplasm. Gene Ontology annotation, biological process: NAD+ biosynthetic process. The coding region runs from base 1 to 1395 and encodes 464 amino acids. Gene Ontology annotation, molecular function: pyridoxal phosphate binding; kynureninase activity.
AUGACCGUCACUAAAGCACCCAAGCCCGUAUUCCCUGCAGAGGCAGCAACACUGGAAUAUGCCGCCUCUCUGGAUGCCGCGGACCCUCUGCGUGGAUUCCGCGACCAGUUCAUUAUUCCUUCCAAAGCUAAUAUCGCGACAAAGAAGCUCGCAAAGCCAGAUUUAUCCUCUGAGCCGAGCACUUACUUCUGUGGCAACUCAUUGGGUAUUCAGCCGAAGGCCGUCUCAAAAUACAUGGAGGCCCAGUUGGACACUUGGUCAUCCAUUGGUGUCCUCGGUCACUUCACUGAUCUCGAAGACUCGCCAUUGAAGCAAUGGCAAUUAAUGUCCGAGCAGGCUUCUGCCUCCAUGUCCAAGAUUGUCGGUGCUGCGCCUGAGGAAGUCGCCGCCAUGGGCACAUUGACCAUGAACCUUCAUUUGUUGCUUGCUAGCUUCUAUAAGCCGACUGAGACCCGUCGAAAGAUUCUAAUGGAUUGGAAGGCAUUCCCCAGUGACCAUUACGCGAUCGAGUCCCACAUCGCCUGGCACAGUCUCGACGCAAAAGAGAACAUGGUUCUCAUUGGCCCUGAUGAAGGCGAGCACGAAAUUUCGACAGAGAAGAUCCUGUCAUACAUCGAUAAACACGCCGAGGACGGAGCAGUGCUUCUCCUCCCCGGAAUUCAGUAUUACACCGGCCAGUACUUUGACAUUCCUCGGAUCACUGAGUACGCCCAAGCGCGGAACCUCGUAGUCGGGUGGGAUUGUGCUCACGCCUUCGGAAAUGUCGAUCUCAAGCUGCAUGACUGGAAUGUUGACUUUGCUGUUUGGUGUACUUACAAGUACGGAAAUGCCGGUCCUGGUUCGAUGGGUGGUCUCUUCCUUCAUGAGAAACACGGCAGGGUCGACUACAGCGCUGGCGAGGACUCUCCCAAGUUCCGUCAUCGUCUGGCUGGAUGGUAUGGUGGUGACCGUUCGGUCAGAUUCAAGAUGGACAACAAGUACAAGCCUAUUCCAGGUGCCGGGGGUUUCCAGCUCUCCACCCCUUCAACUAUGGAUCUCACCUGUCUUUGCGCAGCAAUGUCCGUCUUCGACCAGACUUCGAUGGCAGACCUGCGCGAGAAAUCUAUCAAGUUGACCGCCUACCUGGAGCACCUGCUCCUGGAGAACACUUCUUCAGAAACACGCCAAUUUGAUAUCAUCUCGCCCUCCGACCCCUAUGCCCGCGGUGCCCAGCUGAGCGUUCUUCUCAAGCCUGGCCUGUUGCAUGCAGUCUCUGACCGUCUACAGAAGGCGGGUAUCGUUUGCGAUAAGCGCGAGCCCGGUGUCGUGCGCGUCGCGCCUGUACCAUUGUACAACACUUACUCAGAGGUAUUCAAAUUCGUAGAGGAGUUCAAGGGUGCGUUGGCUUCAUCAUAA